Messenger RNA from Toxorhynchites rutilus septentrionalis, 4227 nucleotides. RefSeq lists its product as uncharacterized. Gene Ontology annotation, biological process: DNA integration. Gene Ontology annotation, molecular function: nucleic acid binding. Lineage: Eukaryota; Metazoa; Arthropoda; Insecta; Diptera; Culicidae. The transcript has a single exon. The record is from RefSeq and is a predicted model, not a curated record. Bases 1 to 4227 code for a protein of 1408 amino acids.
AUGGCCGACGCAGAUUUGAAGCAAGCGAUUCUCCGGCUGACUGAUCUCAUCGCAAACCAGCAGCAGCAGAUUGCAGCUCUCCAGCAGGGUAACGCCAAUCAAGUUGGAAGCGAGAAGAUCAUCGAGUCACUCUCCACGGGAAUCGACGAGUUUCAGUACGAUCCAGACGGCGGCAUCUUCUUCGAUUCGUGGUAUGCUCGAUACGAGGACGUGUUCAAGGAGGACGGAAAGCAUUUGGAUGACAAAGCAAAGGUCAGGCUACUUCUGCGGAAAAUCGGCACGCAAUUCCACGAACGCUACGUGAACAGUGUUUUGCCGAGUCAUCCGCGGGAUUUUUCAUUCGAAGACACCGUCAAGAAGCUGAAGAAACUUUUUGGACGCCAAAAGUCACUCUUCAACGCACGCUACCAGUGUCUUCAAUACGUGAAAAAUGAAGUCGACGAUUUUUCGUCUUACUCAGCAUCGGUGAACAAGCACUGCGAAGCGUUCCAGAUCGGAAAGCUAUCCAGCGACCAAUUCAAGACGCUCAGGUUCGUAUGCGGUCUCCAGUCACCACGCGAUUCGGAUAUCCGGACCAGGCUGAUCGGGAAGUUGGAAGCUGAAGAAAACGCGCCGCCCGCCGACGGUGCCAACCUCAAGCUUGAAAACCUGGUUGAGGAGUGCAACCGCAUCAUCAACCUUAAGCAAGACACGCAAAUGAUCGAGAAAGGUUGUACGGACAAGUCUAAAGUCAACGCAAUCUCUCGUCAUCGUACUUCAAACGGAAAGGAGAAGAAGUCACCAAAAACACCUUGCUGGUUCUGUGGGGAUCUUCAUUAUGUCAAGGAGUGCCCCUACCAGACACACACAUGUUCAAAGUGUAAACGGAAGGGCCACAAGGAAGGGUACUGCUCCUCAUCCGAGAAGAAGCCGACAAAGCAGAUUGACAAACCCAAACCUAAGGACAUCGUCAAGUCUAAAGGUAUUGCGGUUAAGCGAGUCGAUCUGAAAGCAAAGCGGAAGUUCGUGAAAAUCGACAUCAACGGUGUACCAGCAAAGUUGCAGCUCGAUUGUGCAUCUGACAUUACCAUCAUCUCCAAACGAACUUGGACAUCGGUGGGUAAGCCUGUCACCGAGACAACGGAUGUCGCUGCUGUGAGCGCCUCGGGUGACGGCAUCGACAUCGUAGGUGAAUUCAACGCUGAAAUCACCAUCCAAGACGUGACGAAAGUGGGCCGCAUUUUUGUUACAAGCAAUCCGGAUCUCAACGUUCUGGGAAUUGAAACGAUCGAUCAGUUCGAUCUCUGGUCGGUUCCGUUCAGUUCAUUAGUCAACUCAAUCCAACAAAACUCAAUAGCAACAAUGCAGAAGCUGCAAGCGAAGUUCCCUGAAGUGUUCCAACCAACCCUCGGAUGCUGCACCAAAGCUAAGGUAACGCUCUACCCGAAGCCAGAUGCACGACCUGUGUACUGCCCCAAGCGACCGGUUGCCUACGCUGCCCUUCCGAAGGUUGAUGCUGAGCUGCAGAGACUUCAAGACAACGGCAUCAUCUCGCCAGUCCAGUUUUCUGAUUGGGCUGCACCUAUCGUCGUGGUUCGUAAAUCUGAUGUCUCCGUUCGCAUUUGUGGUGACUAUUCCACAGGUCUCAACAAUGCACUAGAAUCAGAUCGCCAUCCACUGCCUCAUCCGGACGAUAUCUUCGGUGAACUCGCCGGUUGCCGUUUCUUCUCCUGUAUCGAUCUUUCGGAUGCCUAUCUCCAGGUCGAAGUUGAAGAAGCUUCUCGGAAACUGCUAACGAUAAACACACACAAAGGUCUGUUCCUGUACAACCGAUUGCCACCCGGAGUCAAAUCCGCACCAGGUGCAUUCCAGAGGAUCAUCGACAGUAUGCUAGCCGGAAUUCCUGGAGUGAAACCGUACCUGGAUGACAUUCUAAUUGCUGGAAAGACCCAAGAAGAGCACGAUCGUAGUCUGAAUGAUGUGCUCCAACGUAUUCGUGAGUAUGGAUUCCAUCUGCGCAUCGAGAAGUGCCGUUUUUCACUUCCGCAGAUCAAGUUUUUGGGUCACAUCGUCGACAAGGAUGGUCUCCGCCCGGAUCCAACCAAAACAAGAGCAAUCUCUGAGAUGUCAGCACCAACGAAUUUGUCGCAACUGCGUUCAUACCUGGGUGCGAUUAACUAUUAUGGACGGUUCGUUGGACAGAUGAAGGAACUCCGAGCGCCGCUGGACUGUCUACUGAAGAAAGACGCUGCUUGGAAGUGGACUGCCGAUUGUCAAAAGUCGUUCGAUCGGUUCAAAUCCAUUCUGGUCUCCAAUCUCUUGCUGACACACUUUGAUCCUAACAAGGAAAUUAUCGUGGCUGGAGACGCUUCCAAGAAUGGGCUGGGCGCCGUCAUCCUACACCUUUUCUCCGACGGGUCUGUCAAGGCUAUCGCUCAUGCUUCAAGGUCACUCACUCCUGCGGAAGAAAAUUAUGGUCAAAUUGAAAAGGAAGCGCUCGCGUUGGUGUUUGCAGUAACACGCUUCCACAAAAUGAUUUUCGGUCGCAAAUUCGUGCUGCAAACUGACCACAAGCCACUCCUCAAGAUUUUUGGCAGCAAAAAAGGAAUCCCCGUCUACACAGCCAAUCGACUUCAGCGUUGGGCACUAACGAUGUUGCUUUACGACUUUGAUAUCCAGUUUAUCCCAACAGCAAGUUUCGGACACGCUGACUUGUUAUCACGUCUAAUGAGCAGCCACAACAAGCCUGACGAGGAGUACGUGAUCGCUGCUCUCCAAACGGAAACCGACGUAAAGUCAAUUCUCGAAGAUUCCAUCUCCAACUUACCUGUCACGUCAGAAAUGAUCGCCAAGGCAACUCAAGACGACCCAGUGCUUCAAGAGGUUAUCACCUUCAUCAGCAAUGGCUGGCCUAACAGAGCAAGCGAUAUCCGCACUCCAGCUGUUCAUCCGUUUUUCUCAAGACGCGAGGGUCUUCAAGUUAGCCAGGACUGCGUCAUGUUCUGCGAUCGAGUCGUGGUCCCUGAACGGUUCCGCAAACGCAUCAUCCGACAACUCCACCGUGGACACCCUGGAAUCGAUAGGAUGAAGUCACUCGCCAGAAGCUUUGUAUACUGGCCCAACAUCGACGAUGACGUUGAAUCGUUCGUGCGUCAAUGUUGUUCCUGUGCCACUGCUGCGAAAUCACCUCGUAAAACUACUCUUGCGUCCUGGCCGAUACCAACAAAACCGUGGGACAGAGUUCAUAUCGACUACGCUGGUCCAGUUGAUGGUUACUACUACCUUGUGGUAGUUGACGCCUAUUCGAAGUGGCCAGAAAUCUUUAGAACGCGAACCACAACAACCACGGUGACGCUGGAGAUUCUACAAGAAACAAUCGCAAGAUAUGGCAACCCGCAUAGUCUUGUGUCCGAUAACGGUACCCAGUUCGUUAGUAGCCGUUUCAAGCAAUUCUGCAAAGAAAAUGGUAUCCAGCACCUGACGACAGCCCCGUACCAUCCCCAAUCCAAUGGACAAGCCGAACGUUUCGUUGAUACUCUCAAAAGAGGACUGAAGAAACUUGUCGAAGGGGAGAAGGCAGUAAUGUUCCAGGAUCUGCAGACGUUUCUAUCGGUUUAUCGGUCAACACCAAACAGAAGCAUAGAUGGUAAGACGCCAGCUGAUCUAUUUCUAGGUCGACCGCUACGAACGACACUGGAUCUGCUGAAGCCGUGUCCUCCAAGUCCAACGCUGGUCAACGAAAAGCAAAAUUCCCAGUUCAACAGACGACACGGUGCGAUGAAACGAACCUUUGAUGCUGAAGAAAUGGUCUUUGCCCAGGUUCAUUAUCGUAACACAACAAAGUGGGUUCCAGGUCAAAUCAUCGAGCGCAAGGGUAACGUAAACUACACCGUGUUGCUCGAGAACGGACGACUCAUUCGAGCACACACAAACCAACUUCGACAACGAUAUGGAAGCAAUGCCGAUGCUGAUUCUACACCUGAAAAUCAACUUCCUUUGGCACUGCUGAUCGAUGAAUUCAAUCUUCAAGAUAUGAAACCUCCGGGUCCAGUAGUUCCUCCAAAAGAAGAUGAGCAACCGAUUCCUGAUGAUGAGCCGAUGCCUGUCGAUGGUGAACAAGAAGUUGUUGAAGACGACGUUAACGACGAUGAAUCUGAUGUUCCUAUUGAAGACUCUCCACAGCCCGUCAGACCAGAAGGAAGACUUCGUAGGCUCCCAGCAUGGCUUGCACCAUACGAUAUUUUCUAA